GAGACAAGCGUGCACUAUCAAUUCGAAAAGUCCAAACAAAAGUACGUCAUGAAAAUUGAACUUGUGUUCAUACCAUCGCCGGGCGUUGGCCAUAUCCGAGCAACCACGGCGUUAGCAAAGCUUCUCGUCGACAGCGACGACCGCCUCUCCGUCACUCUCAUCGUCAUCCCUUCACGAUUCUCCGACGACGCUUCUUCUUCUGUCUACACGAAGUCGGAAGACCGUCUCCGCUACAUCCUCCUCCCCGCCGGAGAUGAUUCAACUGAUCAUACUUUCGUAUCUUACAUCGACAGCCGUAAACCACAAGUCAGAGCCGCCGUGUCCGAACUCGCCCGAGACGUUUCAAGACGUUCAGACUCGCGGCUAGCUGGGAUUGUCGUGGAUAUGUUCUGCACGUCGAUGAUAGACAUCGCCGACGAGUUUAACUUCCCGGCUUAUAUCUUCUACACGUCGAACGCUUCUUAUCUCGGGCUACAGUUCCAUGUUCAAUCUCUUUACGAUGAGAAAGAACUCGACGUAAGUGAGUUAAAGGACUCGGACGUGAAGUUUGACGUUCCAACUCUGUCUCGGCCUUUUCCGGCGAACUGUUUGCCGUCAGUCAUGCUAAACAGUAAAUGGUUUCCUUACGUGGUAGGCCGAGCUAGAAGUUUUAGAGAAACGAAGGGUAUUUUGGUAAAUUCGGUGGCGGAGAUGGAACCUCAGGCGUUGAAGUUCUUUUCCGGCGAGAAUGGGAAUGUGAAUACUCCACCGGUUUACGCGGUUGGGCCCAUAAUGGACUUCGAAACUAGCGGCGACGAUGAGAAGAGAAAGGAGAUUUUACGUUGGUUAAAAGAGCAACCGACGAAAUCUGUAGUGUUCCUCUGUUUUGGGAGCAUGGGAGGUUUUAGUGAGGAACAAUCAAGAGAAAUAGCCGUGGCGCUCGAGCGGAGCGGCCACAGGUUUCUCUGGUCGCUCCGUCGCGCUUCUCUGGUGGAAAACAUGACUAAUGCUCCUCCUGGAGAAUUCACGAACCUAGAGGAGAUUCUUCCGAAAGGGUUUUUAGAUCGGACGGUGGAGAUAGGGAAGAUCAUAAGCUGGGCACCACAAGUGGAUGUGCUAAAGAGUCCUGCGAUAGGUGCGUUCGUGACACAUUGUGGAUGGAACUCGAUUCUUGAGAGUCUAUGGUUCGGUGUUCCGAUGGCGGCGUGGCCUAUCUAUGCUGAGCAACAGUUUAACGCGUUUCAUAUGGUGGAGGAGCUUGGUUUAGCGGCGGAGGUGAGGAAGGAGUAUCGUAGAGAUUUUCUGGUGGGGGAGCCGGAGAUUGUGACUGCUGAUGAGAUAGAGAGAGGAAUCAAGUGUGCGAUGGUGCAGGAUAGCAAGAUGAGGAAGAGGGUGAUGGAAAUGAAGGAUAAGCUCCACGUGGCGUUGGUGGACGGUGGAUCUUCAAAUUGUGCUCUAAAGAAGUUUGUUCAAGACGUGGUCGAUAAUGUUCCAUAGGAACGUGGUCGAUAAUGUUCCAUAGGAUGAUAGGAAGUUAGGAACAUGGUCGGAUGUUUUGUGAUAUAAUAAUGGGAACUUUUUAAA
Messenger RNA from Arabidopsis arenosa, 1563 nucleotides. Lineage: Eukaryota; Viridiplantae; Streptophyta; Magnoliopsida; Brassicales; Brassicaceae. The record is from the annotation of a GenBank genome assembly.